Messenger RNA from Amyelois transitella, 1969 nucleotides. It is a transcript of the gene Fen1, whose product is annotated as flap endonuclease 1. Gene Ontology annotation, cellular component: nucleus. The record is from RefSeq and is a predicted model, not a curated record. The coding region runs from base 103 to 1242 and encodes 379 amino acids. NCBI's taxonomy places the organism in Eukaryota, Metazoa, Arthropoda, Insecta, Lepidoptera, Pyralidae. Gene Ontology annotation, molecular function: 5'-3' exonuclease activity; magnesium ion binding; RNA-DNA hybrid ribonuclease activity. The transcript has 8 exons.
UAUAAAAAAAUAAAAACGUCACGUCAAAAUUUGCCGCCAAGUCUUGCUUCAUUCAUUUCGUGCAUAUUAUUAUUAAAAGGAUUUUUUUUAAAUACAAUAAACAUGGGUAUUUUAGGUUUAUCAAAGUUAAUUGCAGAUAUUGCACCUCAAGCUGUAAAGGAAAUGGAGAUCAAAAACUACUUUGGUCGCAAAAUCGCUAUUGACGCAUCCAUGAGCUUGUAUCAGUUCCUAAUCGCCGUAAGAAGUGAAGGGGCUCAGCUAACAUCUGUAGAUGGUGAGACUACUUCUCAUCUGAUGGGUACAUUCUAUCGUACAAUAAGGCUAGUAGAGAAUGGUAUAAAACCUGUAUAUGUUUUCGAUGGCAAGCCACCAGAACUGAAGUCACACCAGCUCAACAAAAGAGCUGAAAGACGUGAGGAGGCUGAGAAAGAGUUGCAGAAAGCUACAGAAGCUGGUGACCAAGCCCAAAUGGAGAAGUUCAACCGUCGCCUGGUGAAGGUGACGAAGCAACACGGAGAAGAGGCUCGGGAGCUGCUCAAACUGAUGGGUAUCCCCGUAGUGGAGGCGCCCUGUGAGGCUGAAGCACAGUGCGCUGCAUUGGUUAAGUCUGGGAAAGUGUUCGCCACAGCCACCGAAGAUAUGGACGCAUUAACGUUCGGAGCCAAUGUUCUGCUGCGACACUUGACCUUCUCGGAAGCCAGAAAGAUGCCCGUCCAGGAGUUCCAUCUGGAUAAUGUGCUGAAAGGCUUGGAGUUGGAGCACAAGGAGUUCAUCGACCUCUGCAUAUUAUUAGGAUGCGACUACUGUGGCUCUAUCCGUGGCAUCGGUCCCAAACGCGCCAUAGAACUGAUCCGUCAGCAUCGCUCUUUGGACGAGCUCCUAAAGAAUAUUGACACGAAGAAGUACCCGCCACCUGAAAAUUGGGAUUACGAACAGGCGAGGAGGCUGUUUGAAGAGCCAGAGGUUAAAGAUGCCAGCGAAAUUGAGCUAAAAUGGACAGACCCAGACGAGGAAGGGCUGGUGAAAUUCCUCUGCGGUGACAAACAGUUCAAUGAGGAGCGAGUCAGGAACGGAGCCAAGAAGCUGAUGAAAGCGAGGUCUGGCACCACGCAGGGGAGACUGGACGGAUUCUUUAAGGUUCUAUCAACAACACCAAACCCCAAACGGAAGGCGGAUGAGGAGAAGAAAAGUGCUGCCAACAAAAAAGCAAAAACUGGGGGGCGCGGACGGAAACCUAAAUAAUAAGACUGCAAUUUGAUAUUAUUAUAAACUAAAGGCCGCCCGCGACUUCGUCCGCGUGGAAUCAUUCCCGCGGGGAAUCCGGGAUAAAAAUUAGCCUAUAUGUUAUAUCCAUACUGACAUCCUGACAUGUUAUUUUUGUAAGAUUGUGAUAAUUUUGAUUACGACUAUAAACGGUCCUAUAAGAUAAUUGAUAUCAGGAUAUGCACAGAAGUUGAUAAUUCAUAUUGUAUAAUCUCUCUCUGAAACUAUAAGGUAAAUCGAGAAGUAAAAAUGUUGUCUCGUCCAUAUUACUAUUUCUAAGUUAUCGUGAAGUUGAUUUAUUGAAGAAAAUGCUGCUGUGCAGUUUGUUAGUGCAACUUCUUCUGUACUGACUGUAACUUUGGAAGUAUUUUUAAUUCGAUGUCAACCAAUGUUGUGAAACCAAAAGAAAAAAAUAAUUUAUUUGGCAAAACACGUCAUCAUACAUUCAAAUGCAUUGGUUGUUUAAAUAAUUUAUAAGUCCAUACAUAAAGUUUUACCAAUGAUCGGUUUGCAAAAAGCUUACGACAGAUGGGUCACUGUGGCCGACCUGAACUCUGCUGAACUGCAAUUAAAUUUUACAAUAGUCAAACUAAGAAAUAGAUUAUAAUGAUAAUUAUUAAUUACAAGCUGUGCCCGCGACUUCGUCCGCGUGGAAUAGUUAUUUUGGGCAUCAUUGAAGCCCUCAAGGAUGAAUAAUUUUCCCCGU